UCUAAAAUGGUUUUUUUUUUCAUUUAAGGUAGCUAGAAAUUGUAUGGAACCCCAGUGGAGAACGGUUACCGUUGCCUUGUAUGGACCAACCAACGUUACAAGAAUUAACGGAACACGGACAGAAAAUGGAACUCAAGGGAUCAGAUCUCCAGAAGUUCAUACGAGAUCAGCAAGCGCACUAUCGGGAGUUACGGGCUGCAGAAAGAGAUCGGGAAAAGGAAGCGAGGAAGUACGAGUUGAAGAAGCAGACGCUAGAGAUGGAUAGAAUUAAGAUGCAGGAAAAACAAGGUAAAGCGGAGCUUGAGAGUAAGUACCGUGCUACUAUAUUUCAUUUAGAGCAACAGUUGAAAGAGACAAAGGUUGAUAUUGUAAGUUCUUCAUCUGCUAAAAUUCCUGAGAUGCCAUUUUUUGACGAAGUUAAAGAUGACAUAGAUUCUUAUCUUCGGCGGUUCGAGCGAUAUGCAGAGGCGCAGAAGUGGAAACCAGAUACAUGGGCAGUCAAUCUCAACGCACUGUUACGUGGUCGAGCACACGAUGUCUAUGCUUUGCUGCCUCAGGAACAAGCUCUCAACUAUGAUGCUCUGAAAACAUCGCUGUUGAAACGAUUUGAGAGAAUAGAGGACGGAUUUCGUCAACGAUUUCGUAUGUGUUGA
Messenger RNA from Magallana angulata, 653 nucleotides. RefSeq lists its product as uncharacterized. NCBI's taxonomy places the organism in Eukaryota, Metazoa, Mollusca, Bivalvia, Ostreida, Ostreidae. The transcript has 2 exons. The coding region runs from base 81 to 653 and encodes 190 amino acids. The record is from RefSeq and is a predicted model, not a curated record.